This is a messenger RNA of Hordeum vulgare subsp. vulgare (domesticated barley), 1675 nucleotides long. RefSeq names its product protein PELOTA 2-like. Lineage: Eukaryota; Viridiplantae; Streptophyta; Magnoliopsida; Poales; Poaceae. Gene Ontology annotation, cellular component: cytoplasm. Gene Ontology annotation, biological process: RNA surveillance; ribosome disassembly; nonfunctional rRNA decay. Bases 367 to 786 code for a protein of 139 amino acids. The record is from RefSeq and is a predicted model, not a curated record. The transcript has 8 exons.
AAAAGAGACCAGCCCACGAUGCAUACCUCCCACCCCAAACCAGACCAAACUCCAACUCCAACCAACCCGAGCUCUGUCUUCCCGCAACCCCCAAUCAAGCCGAUCUCCUCUCCCCCGCCGCCGGCCUCCUCUCCCCUCACAGGCCAUAGCGUCGCUGCCGACCAACUCGCCCCUACCACCGUCGGCGAGCUUGUCUUCUCUCCUUCUAUCCAGCAGAUCAGGCCGAAACCCUAGCUAUCUAGCCCGACGCCAUGGCGACCACACGAGGACCUGAACCCGGCCAUGGAUGGCGCGGAUCAAAUCCACAGGAGGACGCCAUGCACAAGGAUCCCACGGCCAUAGCGAUCUAGCAGGCAUCAAAGGAGGAUGCUGUCCAUGGCAACACGGGAUCCGGCAGCCACGGUCACUAGCGUCGUCGACCUGGCUUGGUCGGGCCUCGAAGGGGAUCGCAUGCGUUCCCACAACCGCGAGCGGCGCGCCUCUCCUUUUGCUGAUCAACUGCAGCGCGGGGUGUUUGUGUUCUAUCACAGGCAUAGUUUGAAGGAAGUUUUGGACACCCCAGGUGUGAUGUCACUGAUAAAAGAUACAAAAGCGGCACAGGAGGUGCAAGCUUUGAAAGAGUUCUUCGCUAUGCUUACUAAUGACUCAGCCCGAGCGUGUUAUGGACCUAAGCAUGUUGAGGUCGCACAUGAGCGCCUUGCAAUACAAACUCUUCUGAUGACAGAUACUUUGUUUCGGAACACGAACAUCGCUAGCAGUCACCAACCACUCAUUGUUCCCAACUAGAUAUGCUUCAAUCGUCAUUCCCGCCUCACGUUUCAUGAAGCAAGGAGAUGUUUUCUGCCUCUCAUUUUUUGUAUAUAGAAAAGAAUACCAUUUUGUUAUGCUACUGGCCUUUGUUAUAACAUUCUGGAAAUGUUUUGGUUCAUGGGAUAACCAAGUCGGUAUCAUCAUACUUAUACGACUGCUUGGCAAUUUUCAUGUUUGCAGAUAUAUCAUUCUAGCGACCAGUACAUUAAAAGGACAGUUCUUCUACAAAUACAGGAAUACUACUAGAGGAUCAUAACAAGGGGAAAGGAUAAGGGAGAAGGGGACUCUACAAAGAAAGGACAAGAAGAUGGCCCUGAAAAAUGAGUAGCCGGAGAACAAGAAGCUUAUUGUUGACUUCCUACAGAAAUAUCAUAACACGUGAGAAAAUUGCUGGAGAAAGAGAAUUUAUUAAUCAAGUGGUAGUCAAGUCUGCAUUACAAAGAUCAGGCACCUCGUCUGGUCCUCACUGAAGUGACUAAAGCCACACGACAGUGCGCUUCUUUAUUCUACCAAAAUUUGCUAAAAAUGGUUAACUGAGGUUUGUUCCCGCCUAACAUGCUUGACUAAAAAUUCCUACUUUCUUGUCGAGAAACGGAAAUGAUGGUAUCCAAGAAUGAAGCGAAGUGGGAGAAAUACAUCGGAGUUUGUGAACUUUUUUUUAUAGAAAGACCAAUUGGUUUAAUACUUGGUCCCGAAACUUCACUUUAUGAUUUUGUAAAUAAAUGACAUGGCAUCCAAUAUUCACUUAGAUUAUUUUUUUCACAUGCCUUUGUGGUUUAAAUUCCAUGUGUUAGACAAGCAUGUACUAUUGAUCUUUAGUUUCUAUGUAUCAUCAUCAGAUUUCGGUAAGAGUUCGAGCAUCUUU